CCGGAGCAUCGCUGCCGUCCCCGCGCGUUCUCUGUGGAGCCGGCGCGCGCUGCCCCGCCGCGGGAGGACCAUGAGUCGCGCCGUGCUGGCCUGGCUGGUGCUCUGCGGGGGCCUGGCCGUGCCGCGCCGCGCCCGAGGGGAUGUGUGUGACUCCAACCCAUGUGAAAAUGGUGGCAUCUGUCUUUCGGGAUUAAAUGAUGACUUCUAUUCAUGCGAAUGUCCUGAAGGCUUCACAGACCCCAAUUGUUCUAGAGCUGUGGAGGUUGCCUCAGAUGAAGAGGAACCAACUUCAGCAGGACCUUGCAUUCCUAAUCCAUGUCAUAAUGGUGGGACAUGUGAAAUUAGUGAAGCAUAUCGAGGUGAUACAUUCAUAGGAUAUGUUUGCAAGUGUCCAGAGGGAUUUAAUGGGAUUCACUGCCAGCACAAUGUAAACGAAUGUGAAGCUGAACCUUGCAAGAAUGGUGGAAUUUGUACAGACCUUGUUGCCAACUAUUCCUGUGAAUGUCCAGGUGAAUUCAUGGGAAGAAAUUGCCAACACAGAUGCUCUGGCCCUCUAGGAAUAGAAGGAGGAAUUGUGUCAAACCAGCAAAUUACUGCGUCAUCCACUCAUCGAGCUCUUUUUGGACUCCAGAAAUGGUAUCCAUACUAUGCACGACUUAAUAAGAAGGGUCUUGUAAAUGCUUGGACUGCUGCAGAAAAUGACAGAUGGCCAUGGAUUCAGAUAAACCUGCAGAGGAAGAUGAGAGUCACUGGUAUUCUAACUCAAGGUGCCAAGAGGAUUGGAAGUCCAGAAUAUAUUAAAUCUUACAAAAUUGCAUAUAGUAAUGAUGGGAAGUCAUGGACAAUGUACAAAGUAAAAGGCACAAAUGAAGAUAUGGUAUUCCGUGGAAAUAUAGACAACAACACUCCUUAUGCCAACUCCUUCACACCACCAAUAAAGUCACAGUACAUACGGCUGUAUCCUCAGGUUUGCAGAAGGCACUGUACUUUGAGAAUGGAACUUCUUGGCUGUGAAUUAUCAGGUUGCUCGGAACCCCUGGGGAUGAAAUCAGGACACAUACAGGAUUAUCAAAUUACUGCCUCCAGUGUUUUCCGAACUCUCAACAUGGACAUGUUCACUUGGGAACCUAGGAAAGCCCGGCUUGACAAGCAAGGCAAAGUUAAUGCCUGGACCUCUGGCCACAAUGACCAGUCACAGUGGUUGCAGGUUGACCUGCUUGUCCCUAUGAAAGUCACUGGCAUAAUUACUCAAGGAGCUAAAGAUUUUGGUCAUGUCCAGUUUGUGGGUUCCUACAAGCUUGCCUACAGUAAUGAUGGGGAGCACUGGACCAUAUACCAGGAUGAAAAACAGAAGAAGGAUAAGGUCUUCCAGGGAAAUUUUGACAAUGACACACACCGAAAGAAUGUCAUCGACCCUCCAAUCUAUGCUCGGCACAUAAGGAUCCUACCAUGGUCAUGGUAUGGCAGGAUCACCUUACGGUCAGAGCUGUUGGGCUGCACAGAGGAGGACUGACACAGAUUCUUGUUAGGCAUCACAACUCUCUAUAUCCCCAAAAGUCUCUCCAUAGAAGAAACUGUGCAAAACCUAUAGGAAGCUGAAAGGGUUUUUCAUGAACAAGUGCUAACUUUAUGGUAGGCCGCUAACUGUCUUUCACAACGAGGUCUAAGCCUGCCCUUUAAAUGAUCCAAUCUGAUUUUGUCUUUUAACUCUGUUACAAUGUUGUCCCCUUUGCUGUGGAAUUAUAUUUCUAGUUUCCUUUUAAGUUGUUCACACUGGUUGAAAUGUGUUAGGGAAAAACAGCAGCAUCCUUUUUACAAGGAAAGAGAAAUAGCAUGACAAAGCUAAUUUACAGCUUUAGAAACACUGGGCUGACAAGUUCUCCAUAAAUCAUACUGUCAUCUUACUUGCAAAAAGUGAUACUGCAGCUUUUAGCAAUAAGUUUUCUCUGGGAUGACUGCAUUAUAAAAAUUGUUUCCCUUGUGCCUAUCAGACACUGUCAGAAUGACAUAUAUUUAGAAAGAUACUCCGUGGUACUAUAAAAAUACCAUACCUGUGAUAUUGCAAGCUACCUUUCAUUACAUUUGUCUAAACUACAGAGUCCAUGCAACUGAGGGUUUCUUAAGUAACCUCAUUUUUCUCCCCUAUUUUGCAUGCUGUGGACAUAAUCUCCAUCUUUUCCAUUUAGUAUCACUCUUAUUUUCCUUUUAAAGAGGUAGUCUGUCUGCAGAUGGAACAAAAUCUGCUAUCAGUGUAUUAUGAAGUUAAUACAUUUGUCAAAGUUUUUAAAUUCUGCUUGAGAUUUACUUUUUUUUUUUCCCCCGGGGAGGCUGAGAUUAGACUCCAGGGUACUUGUGGUAUCUCGUCCUAAGUACUCAUGUGGAGACAGGCRCUUGAUGUAGCAUGAAUCUUGAGCCCAUUUUGUGCAUUGCCCACGAGUGUGCACACAACCCUAGAUGGAGCUGCCUGCCUGGUUACUUCAGUCAGAAGCCUCCUUCAUUCCUGUGAGGAGGAAACUGUGGGAUGAAGCACUUAGGUGCUAAAAGAUAUCUGUAAGGAGCAUCAACCUUACUCCCACGAGGCACCUCGUUAGGCUCUUUUCGUGACGCCUGUCACAGAGAUCCUCCCAAACAGGAGUGCGACAGAGGCUGUAGGAAUUAGUAAAAGCUAGGCUCUUGGAAUGCACUCCUGGCCACGUCUUUUUGGAGCCACAUAGAGGCUGAUUGUUGUCAUGUCUURGCUACAGAAACAUUUUGUGUGUACUACAUUGUUUUAACAACAUGUUUUAGGGUAUCAAAAGUAGAUUUAAGAGAAAAAAAUGCAGACCAGUUUGGAGAACAUGAAUAUGCCAGGGCUAUAGUAAGUACAGAGCAUUCAACAGGCGGCCCAGGCCCCACACAACAGUGAGUGGGAGCAAUAGGCAGCAGAUCCCUCGCUGCAGCAGCUGCCGGGCUCCCCAGCAGCGUGGCAGGUAACUCACUCACAAGCUUCUUCAUCAAGGCAGCUUCUGGGACUGUGCAGAUUAGCAGGUCUCAGCUGGCGUACAGGAGUCAAGAGAGUGCAUUUUAGGCACAGUUCUGGGGUUUAUUUGUCAUGCAGUCUUGGGCAAGUCACUUCUCUGUGUCUUGAUKUCACUGUGACAGGGAGAUAGUGAUACCUGACUCGUAAAGCACCUGAAGUUCCUGGAAGUGCUGUGUGAAGGCCAGAUUUUGCUAUCGUAGCACCUGAAUCUUAAAAAUUACUGGAGCCAAAGGUUUAGGGACUGAUUUAUCUGAGUAAAUGGCAUGAAAUAUUCUUAUUGUCAUUAUUUUAAUUUCAUAACAUGCUGAUGUAGAUAUAGAGGGCUGCAUAGUUUAGCAAACGUUGCUGAAUUUAUUUGUUGUCACCACUAUGUUCUCACUGAAACCAAAGUUCUGAAGUAUGAACCUGAGCCCUGCUUCCCAGAUAAACAGCUAGCUGGCCCACRGUAUGCAAAGGGCAAAGUUUACUUUGGAAAAAAAAAAGUUUGGAUUUCAAAACCUGCAUUUAAUCUCACAUUCUCCACCACAGACAAAACAUAGUCCAUGUUACUGUGAAAGAUUCCAGAGUAACAGCCAGGAAUUUUCCAAACAAGAAUAUGAGAUUGAUUUGCAGAGGUUUUCUGAUAGUGUCACUUAAAUUGCUGUAUUUUAAAACAAAAAGCAUUCUGAUUCUAUAAAAUGACUUAGUCCUUAAACUCUAUUUAUACAAGUACUUAUUUUAUAAGGCUUAGACAUUUAAAGGCGUAAGACUUUUAAGGAAGAGUCUUAUAAUGGUAGAAGGUAAAAGUAUGUGUGAGAAAAGUUGAGGUCCUGUGCAACACUGCUCAGUUUGUUUUUCUUUAUUUUUUACUUUGUACUGCAUAACAAAAGCCACUAGACUGUUACUGUCUUGUCUGUAAACUGUGUUAACAGCAUUCCUUAAUGAUGUAUAUAUGAAGUGGUCUUCAAGCGUAGUGAGCAAUUUUAAAGAGAAAGUCAAUCAUGAUGGUAUUUUUGAAGAGCAAAAAAAUUCUAAAUAAUGGAGGACAGGUGUAUUCUUAAAUUGCUUUCUGCCUGUAUGUCACACUUCAGACUCUCCUCCCUCCAAAAAAAAAAAAAAAACCAAAUCUGAAAUAUUAACCUUUUUUGGGAGGGCACAUAAUUAGAGAGUCCAAGACCAUUUUCCUGUUUUGGGAUCACAAUUGGCCAUGCAUUUGAAUAAUGACACAUAAACAAUCUACUUGACUACGCCAAAAAUGUAAGGCCAUCCCUAGUUCAGCAGUUUGUUUUAAAGGUGUUGUCUGAUAUUUGUUAUGUAUUCUUCAGUGAUAUAUUUUCAUGUUUAUUCAUCCUUUGCAACUCCAGAAUGAUUUUGAUUAAUGCUUUGGUUUAGUAAGAUAGCUGUUCAUCUGCGUAUUAAUUAGUGUUGUCUUGCUACCUAAUGCAGUCAUUCUGUUUUGUAAUACAAUUUAUAGUUGAAUAUUUUCUUUUUUUUUUAGUUUUGUUCUUAGUUGUGUUUCAUUUGUCAGCAUCCUUGAGAAUCUGAAAAUAAGGUUCUGGACAUUGUGAUAGCAAUGUAAUGACUGCUAAAAGAAUCAUAUAUAUGUUACCGUUAUUUUUUCAACUGAUAUACUGGGGCUUUUUUAAUGAUAUAAUACAGUUAACAAAAAGCUUUCUUUAGAUGGCAUUGUGCAGCGGUACUGAAUUCUGUUCCUAAUAUCUGAAAUAACUCUCGAUUUCGAUGGGAUUAUUUCAGAUUUAAUAAAACAGAUGAGAUGCACAUGUUGCCCAUGGUUAAGAUUAUUUCCUUUAAUUUUAUUUUUUCAUUGCCUGAAAAUCUUUGGGACAAAUUCUAAAUUUACACUACUGUAUUCUCCUGAUGAAUGCAACUGGCAUUCCUAACAUAGAAAGAGUAUUGGAGUUCUACCUUUAAUAGCGGAUGGAAAAACAGUCUGAAAUAAUCCUCAAAUUAUGUGUUAAUUGUUGCAGUGACAUUGAACAAGAGUGAAAAUGUUCUCCUAAUUAAAAUCCACCUUGAGCCAGUUAAGUAUUUGUAGGCAGACUUCACCUUUCUCGAGCUCUAUUAUAUACUGCUUCUAUAGCUUAAAAAAUAAAGGCACAAGGCUUAGUUUUAUCUGCCUUCUACUAAGGGCUUACUCYAUUAACUGGUUCUGAUUUUGAGGUUGACUUUCUCUUUUGGAAUGGCUGCAUACAAAUUAGUGUGAGUUUUGAAGACUAAGGAUACUAAAUGGGUGUAUCUUUGCUAUACAACAAAUAUGAACUCUAAUAUUCAGUGCUGGCUUCUGAUGUGUCAGUAAGUACAGAAAUAUCUCAGACACAAUGACCUUUGCAACCUUUCAAGCUGUGUAAUAUUCCA
This is a messenger RNA of Nothoprocta perdicaria, 5374 nucleotides long. RefSeq names its product EGF like repeats and discoidin domains 3 (gene EDIL3). The record is from RefSeq and is a predicted model, not a curated record. The coding region runs from base 71 to 1513 and encodes 480 amino acids. The transcript has 11 exons. Gene Ontology annotation, molecular function: calcium ion binding. NCBI's taxonomy places the organism in Eukaryota, Metazoa, Chordata, Aves, Tinamiformes, Tinamidae.